Bacillus rossius redtenbacheri is the source of this 1172-nucleotide messenger RNA. RefSeq lists its product as uncharacterized. Lineage: Eukaryota; Metazoa; Arthropoda; Insecta; Phasmatodea; Bacillidae. Bases 1 to 438 code for a protein of 145 amino acids. The record is from RefSeq and is a predicted model, not a curated record. The transcript is spliced from 3 exons.
AUGUGGGCAACCAGUAGUCUGUGCUUUUUCUUUGUUCAAUCUUGUAGUGAAAUUAUCUUCAAAUCAGUUCAGGGCUGCCUGGCGGUCCUCAGGGCUGCUACGGUGUGUCUCGGCCGGCGGCUGCGGCCAGCUCGGCGCGCAAGUGUCCCAUGCAGACGCAGCACCAAGCUCCAGGUGGAGAGGCAGUGGGAGGAAUCCGCCGACAGCCCGCCGACGUCUAUCCAGCAGGUAUUUUCCGACGUCCCACGUGAAUUCUACGUCUUCACCGUGCUACUGGGGGACCCGGUGAGCGCCGAAGAAGAUCUUGAGGAUGGUACUUGCGUACCUCAGACCGGGGUAGCAGUGGACAGCGUCGACGCCCCCCAGACAGAUGACGACGAUGACAUGCCUCAGCCCAUGGACGCCCCCCAGCCAGUUGACUACGUAGACGUGCUUUAGCCCGUCUACGUUUCCCAGCCAGAUGAUGACGAUGACGUGCCUCAGCCCAUCGACGCCUCUCAGCCGACUGACGACGAUGACGUGCCUCAGCCCAACGACGCUUCCCAGCCCGGAGAAGACGUCGAGGUGGAGCAGGAGAACACCACCGGUCCGGUGAACGCUGGUGAAGUAGAGGGCGUACCUGUCCAGCCCAUCGAGGUCGGACCGGACGAUGUCGACCCAGAUGUGGUGAAGAUUGUGGAACCACCCAAGCCCAUCGGAGACGUCGGGUUGCAGCUGCUAAGAUUCGUCCUGCGCCGUGGUUUUGAACCGGACUUGAACCACGUGGAGGACCACGUCUACUCUAUGACGAAGACGAGUCGGUAGAGGUCUUUGUACACCGGUUCGUACCUGUACACGCCAUCCAGGUCCAACCAAACCCCCAUGUGGAGCCACCAGAGAACGAGGCACCGAGCAUCCAUAGCUUCCCCGAGCUGCCUCAGCCCCUGAACCAGGCCGCGGAGGAGCAGGACGACAGCGACCCACCGGAGAACCUCUUCGGUGCUGCGACCGAGGACGUCAACAUGGAACUACCAUAGCCCCACGACGACGACAUGGAGGACGACGUAGAUAAAUGUUGUUCUCCUCUAAAAAAAAUUAAAUCGUUGAUUAAAUUGAUAACACAUCACUCUGUGUUUGGAAAAACUUGUUGCUGGCUGUAUUUUGUUGAAUGGAAAAAACCUGGUUUGCCACAA